ACACGGUGCGGGACACGUUCCUGAUCGACCCAGCUGUCAUCCUAAUUGUAGUGGGGGUGGUCAUGUUCUUCAUCACUUUCUGUGGCUGUGUUGGAGCCCUCCGAGAAAACAUUUGCCUCCUCAAAACAUUCUCCUUCAGUCUGACUUUGGUUUUCCUCACCCAGCUGGCCAUAGCGAUUCUGGGCUUUUUCUACGCAGACCAGACCCGUGAAGCCUUGGGAAGGUUUGUGAAGAAAAGCAUUGUGCACUACAGGGAUGACCUGGAUCUGCAGAACUUGAUGGAUUACAUUCAGAAAGAGGUGCGCUGCUCUGUUCCUCCAUGA
Molecule: messenger RNA, 323 nt
Organism: Entelurus aequoreus (snake pipefish)
Lineage: Eukaryota; Metazoa; Chordata; Actinopteri; Syngnathiformes; Syngnathidae
Product: tetraspanin-33-like
Exons: 3
Cellular component (GO): membrane
Source: RefSeq, a predicted model, not a curated record